CUAGCUCUCUCUCUCUCUGCUCCUCUCGGCUGGAGCAAGCGCGGCCAACGCAGCGGUCCAGGGCUGGAGGCAGCCACGGCCAAAGGCAACGAGUGGAGCCGCGGAGCGGGAGACGGAUCCUUGACUUGUUUUUCUUGGAUGUGACGACGACUGACGCGCGCGGCCGCGCUCCUCCUCCCCACUCCGCCCCUCUGACCGGACCUGCGUACCCCGCGACGGACGCAGCAGGGCGGAGCUGCGUACUAUACCACGCGAGCGGUGAGCCGGUGGAAGCCAGCUUUGCUCCAAUCCAAGCCAGCCAGCCUUUCCUCCCUCCGUGCGCCCACAGCAAAGCCGGAGGAGGAGAGCGGAGGAGAAGAAACCACCACGAGGCGCCCGGAUUUCCGCCGAGAGAGUAAUGCGCUUAAGGAUUCACGACAAUGGCUUCAUUGGUGCCGGGUGUCCUCGUGAAGCUCCUUCAGCAUAUGAACACGGAUGUAAAAGUCGCCGGCGAGCAUCGGUCCUCGCUCCUUCAGGUUGUCAGCAUUGUCCCAGCGCUCGCCGGGAGCGAUCUGUUCACCAACCAAGGGUUCUACCUCAAGGUGUCCGAUUCAUCCCACGCGACCUAUGUUUCCCUUCCAGAGGAACAGCAUGAUCUCAUAUUGAGCGACAAGAUUCAGCUGGGCCAGUUCAUCCAUGUGGACCGUCUAGAGGCAGCCACUCCGGUUCCCAUCCUUAGAGGAGUUCGGCCAGUUCCUGGUCGCCAUGCUUGUGUUGGCACCCCUGAGGAUCUCGUGGUGACCAGCUCCUCCAAAUUUCAUGGCAGCAAGAAGGCGCAGCCAUCAAAUGGAAUGAAGGAUGCCAGCAUCUUGUCACUAGAAAAGGAAACGAGCAAAUUGGAGAAAAUAAAUGCUUCGCGCAAGCCUACUGGGGCGGAAAAUAAGAAGCCGAUGCUCACCAAAUCAAACUCUUCACUGUCGAGACAAGCUUUGAAUGGGAUUGGUGAUAAGAAGGAAGUAGUUAAAUCAAAGGUGAAGCCAGCUAUUACUAGGUCUACACCUUCAUCACCAACCAGUGUCUAUUCUCUACCUGCAUCAUUCGACAGAUUCUCUAAUGAUCUGAAACAGAGGAACAAAGUAAAAGGAGCAGAGAAAGCUUCAUCUUCUAGGCUUUCCUUGUUAGAAAAGGCUGCUUCUGUUUUGAAGGCUACUAGUGCCGGGAGAAAGUCCUCUGCUGGCAAUUCGAUCAGUAGCUCUGUGUUGAGUAUUGGAUCAGGGCCAAAGGCCUUGAGAAGAAGCUGGGAAGGGAACACAGAUAUUAAAGGAAAAGGAAAUUCAGAAUCAAAGACGGCCAAACCUGACAGGAAGUCUGAUAACAAGAUCCCAAUGACUCCUAGACGAAAAUCACCAGUGGAUGAGAAGGUGCCUCAUAAAGAUGAUAGUCAGAAAGCUGCUAGGAAGAGCACCGCAAGUGCUCCCUCAGAUGACGCUGACAAAGCAGUUAAGAAGCAUAUUCCUACUGUAAAGAGAACUUCUGGGGUUUUAGGAAACUCUAAUGUUACAAAUCUAGUGAAGGUUCCUCCCAACAGCAAAAAACUAACCGAUAUUAGCACUUCAUGGACAUCACUCCCUCCAUCUCUUGCCAAACUAGGAAAGGAGAUUCUGAAGUACAGGGAAUCAGCACAAAUAGCUGCUGUUGAAGCCAUGCAAGAAGCUUCUGCUGCAGAGAGCUUGCUCAGAUGUUUGAGCUCGUACGCGGAGGUGAGCUCCACGGCAGAGGAGCAGAACCCGCAGGCAGCCGUAGAGCAGUUUCUCACCCUCCACGCCGCGCUUUCGCGCGCCACGGUGAUCACCGACACCCUCGCCAAGUCUGCCACAUCUGCAACCUCGCCAGAUUGUUCGGCAGCCAGCGACGCUGGAACGGUGGGCUCCGCUACCGACGAGGAGGCCGCUGCCAUCACAGCCGAGCGCCGGCGCCGAGCUACGUCCUGGGUGAGCGCCGCUCUCGCUACGGACCUGUCCGCCUUCGGCAUCUACAACCUCAAACCGGUCCCCACCACCGUCACCUCGCCGCUGGCCGUGGUCGUCGUCGACGAGACUGCGAAGCCGGCGGUGGCAGCGGCCACGGCUACCAAAUCAUCGCCGUCGCCCAAGUCGCGGCUGUCCCCCGCGAAGGGGAAGGCGAGGACGGGCACUGCGGCGGCUGCAGCGGCGCUGACGACGACGCCCGCGCCGCCGGAGUGGGAGAGGGGAGGAGGCGCCGAGGAGAGGGGCGAGCUGGCGAAGCGGCUCGGACAGGAGUCAAGGGGCUGGUUCCUCGGCUUCGUGGAGCGGUUCCUGGACGCCGACGUGGCAGCGUCCGCGCCGUGGGACCGCGAGCGCGCGGCCAGGAUGCUCCCGCAGCUAAAGCGCGUCAACGACUGGCUCGGCGAGAUCGGGAAGCGGAGCGAGACUCCGUCGCUGCCGCCGGCCGACGCAGACGGUGAGGCGACCACCGCGAGCACCGCCCCUGUCCCCGCGAACGGCGGCUGCGGCGUACCCGAGGAGACAAUAGAGCGGCUAAGAAAAAAGAUCUACGAGUAUCUACUCACCAAUGUCGACUCUGCCGCCGCAAUGCUCGGCGGUGGCGGAGGCGGCGGGGCGGCCGCGCCGACGAACGGGAAGAAGGGGUGACGCGUGGAUGGGAGGUCCCAAUUGGGCCGUUAAUAGUGUGGAAUUUGAUUGGGCCAGAAAUGGGCUGGGUUAGCUAAUGUAGGCUUCGUUUCUGUUGUUUCUUUGUUGGGCUUUGAGCCUUUCAGCUUCUCUUAUUUCUUAUCAUGGUCACAAAAGAAAGAAAAGGUGGUGAAAAUUUGACCUGUAUUUAUCACUGACGUCGACUGGGUGGCUCUGAAUUACGGAGUAUUGCUCCAUUGAUGAUUUUCUGAUUUUUCGAGAUUGGAAAGUGAUUCUUUUGACAGAGAAUAUGGACUGUUCGUUA
Molecule: messenger RNA, 2955 nt
Organism: Sorghum bicolor (sorghum)
Lineage: Eukaryota; Viridiplantae; Streptophyta; Magnoliopsida; Poales; Poaceae
Exons: 5
Coding region: 420-2651 (743 amino acids)
Source: RefSeq, a predicted model, not a curated record